Coregonus clupeaformis (lake whitefish) is the source of this 2662-nucleotide messenger RNA. Its product is annotated as mitochondrial glutamate carrier 1-like. Lineage: Eukaryota; Metazoa; Chordata; Actinopteri; Salmoniformes; Salmonidae. The transcript is spliced from 11 exons. Gene Ontology annotation, molecular function: L-aspartate transmembrane transporter activity; L-glutamate transmembrane transporter activity. Gene Ontology annotation, biological process: L-glutamate transmembrane transport; aspartate transmembrane transport; malate-aspartate shuttle. The record is from RefSeq and is a predicted model, not a curated record. Bases 311 to 1264 code for a protein of 317 amino acids.
AUCUGCUUCUUCUGAAAACAUGGCUCAAUGAAUGAACACUCUUCAUUUCAGGUAGCCAGCCAACACAACAUUGAGUUCUCCUCCACAGCUGGCCAAUUAUUUGACUGACGGACGGACUGACUGACUGACUGACUGACUGACCAACUGAUUGACUGACUGACUGAAACUGACGGCUGAACAUUGGCUGGUUGACCGAGUUAUUCUCCAUCUAUCUUCCACCAAUCCACUGUUUUCCUUAAACACGGAGGUGAAUAUCACAUUUAGAGAUACACAGACAGAGGAACUGCCAGAGUAACUGUGUCUCAGAUAGAUGGCUGACAAGCAGAUCAGUUUACCUGCCAAAUUGAUCAAUGGGGGAAUUGCUGGACUGAUUGGUGUGACAUGUGUAUUUCCUAUUGACCUGGCCAAGACCCGUCUCCAGAACCAGCAAAAUGGUUCCCGUCUCUACACCAGCAUGUCAGAUUGCCUUAUCAAGACCAUCCGAUCAGAGGGAUACUUUGGCAUGUACAGAGGUGCUGCUGUGAACCUGACUCUGGUCACUCCAGAGAAGGCCAUCAAACUAGCUGCCAAUGACUUCUUUAGACAGCACCUGUCCAAGGAUGGUCAGAAGCUCACCCUGCUGAGGGAGAUGCUGGCGGGUUGUGGUGCUGGUACAUGUCAGGUCAUCGUCACCACUCCCAUGGAGAUGCUAAAGAUCCAGCUACAGGAUGCAGGGCGGAUAGAGGCUCAGAGGAAGCUGAUGCCCCAGGCUGCAGGUGGGGCCCCUGGGGGGCCCAGUGGAGGUGAGGACCCAUACAGCCAUGCAGCUCACCCGGGGGAGCUGCUGAGGAGCCAGGGCAUCGCAGGGCUCUACAAGGGCCUGGGGGCCACACUGCUGAGGGACGUGCCAUUCUCCAUAAUCUACUUCCCCCUGUUUGCCAAUCUGAACAGCCUGGGUGGCCGUGGGGCUGAUGGCCCCGUUCCCUUCUAUGUGUCCUUUGCAUCAGGCUGCAUCGCUGGCAGUACAGCUGCUGUGGCAGUUAAUCCAGUGGAUGUGAUUAAGACCAGAAUUCAGACCAUGACACGGGGAAGUCGGGAGGACACCUACAGCGGAGUGACAGACUGCAUCAGGAAGAUUCUGCACCAAGAGGGUCCCUCUGCUUUCCUGAAGGGGGCGUACUGCCGUGCUCUGGUCAUUGCUCCGCUCUUUGGCAUUGCACAGGUGGUCUACUUCCUGGGAGUGGGAGAGUUCCUUCUCAGCUUCCUGCCUCAAUGGAACAACUAGUCUUGCACUUUCCUCUCCUGCACAGCUCACAUUGGAGCCAGGUAAUCUGGCACCUACCUCUCCUACACAGCCCACAUUGGAGCCAGGUAAUCUGGCACCUACCCUCCUACACAGCCCACAUUAGCCUAAGGCCUAAAGGAGUUAGUCAGGGUCAGACAGAACAGUGUGUGUGUUCUAGACCAGAGUAUGUCCUCUGCACCUGUUGAGGGUGUUCUGAUAGGUCAUCCUUUUUACAUCCCCUACGUGAGAUGAAUUACUGUAAAUAUUUGAAUUUAGGUCUGAUUUAGAAUUGUAUGAUAAACAUUCAAUAUCAUUUCAAGUGUACUUUUAGUUGUGCUUUAUCAAGGUUUAGUCAUGGAAUUCUCUCUAUUGUUUUUACUAAGAUGUUGCUAUCAUGAUAUAAAAAUCUGUUCAAUCAUGUUAACUCAGUAUAUAUCUGUCUCAACAUGACUGUACUGUAAUAUAUUCUCUCUGUAUUGAUACUGUUUUAUUGUAGUUUUGUGGCUGUUUUGCACAGCUUCUGUACCUCUUUCCAAAUUGUGUUUCCCUCUUCGUCCAUAAAGAAGCUUUAGAAUUGCAUUCUUCUUCCAAGAAUGCAUUGAGUAUUUCAUCACAGUGAUGCUAAGAGAUGAUCUGGGGUGUAUCCAGGAUUACCAAAGAUAUAACAUAAGAUGUUGGCAGAUGUUGGAAACGAUGUAAUCAAGCUGUGUGCCUAGAAAGAGUCAACAUUGCCUGCAGCAAACGUAGCUGGUUGGUGACAUUGGUGAUUACACACCAAACACAAUUAGCUGCCCAGCCACCAUCUUGGCACCAUUUUGUGACUAGAUGUCAGUUCAGGGACCUGCCUGAAUUUGUCCAAUAGAAACUCUCAUUUUCGUUGCAAAAUGUUUUCCAUUUGGAGUAAACAGUUUCUGUUGCAAAACAUUUUGCAACAGAAUCUGGUAUAUGAAUACACCCCAGGGUUCUGAGAGUGGCCCUUCACUCACAGCACUCAACCAAUCAGAGUCAAGUCAUCUAAUCAAAAAGAUAAAAACCCACCCUUGACAUUUGUGCAAGCCCAUUGCCAUUAUCAUUACUGAAAGGUACAUUUGUAGGCCCUGUGUGACCCUGUAUCAUAAAUGUAGUUACCUAGAUUCUAUAUAUUGUACUGGUUUUCACUGGACCGUUAUUCCCUCUCCUCAGGAGGACACAGCACUUUUAUGUCACCACCCCUCUUCCCUCCCCUGUAGAUAUGGUGGGUGUUGGGUUAUAAGUUCGAGUCGUGAAUAUGGAUGUGCACUGAAGGUGUAAAACAGACUGACAGCUAUUUUAUUAUUCAUGUGAGGUAAAAUAAGAACAGAAAAAAUGUAUUCCUCUCGUACAUAUUGUUGUCUGAAAAAAAUGAAUGGGAUUGUGCUA